Messenger RNA from Asterias rubens (European starfish), 937 nucleotides. RefSeq names its product F-box/LRR-repeat protein 4-like. NCBI's taxonomy places the organism in Eukaryota, Metazoa, Echinodermata, Asteroidea, Forcipulatida, Asteriidae. Gene Ontology annotation, cellular component: SCF ubiquitin ligase complex. The record is from RefSeq and is a predicted model, not a curated record. The annotation marks the transcript as partial. The transcript has 6 exons. Gene Ontology annotation, biological process: SCF-dependent proteasomal ubiquitin-dependent protein catabolic process.
AGCUUGAUUUAUCAUCGGUGCGGAUCUUGGACAGUGACGCCUUUGACCCUUUGGCCACUCUGACCAACCUGACUAGACUGAAUCUGUACAGAACAAGGAUAUCCGAACAAGUGACCAUCAAAAUUAUAAGAAAUUCACCAAAGCUGGAAUAUAUAAAUUUAGAUGCUGUACAAACCAUACAGAAUUACGACAAUGUGGCUGCAGAGCUCGCAAAAUGCAGGAAUUUACUAAGUGUGAAUCUAUGGCGAGCAAGGACUUUAACAUUAACUGGUCUGAGCAAUUUGGCAAAGGGAUGCAAAGAUAUGUUGGAGAUUGACUUAGGAUGGUGUGUUUGGUUGAGAUCCGAUGGCAGCAACUACCACAUUGAAAACUUUGUACAAUCCUGCAAGAAACUACGCAAGCUCUACCUUACUGCACUCAGGAGUGUAUCAGACAGCGACUUGUACGCUAUAGCUGCCAAUCUACCAGAUCUUGAACAGUUAGACAUCCUUGGUACAUUAGCCGUCGGUCCGAUGAGUGUGCAGAGAGUUUUAGAAAGUUGUCCGAAGCUACGUCUGUUUGAUCUGUCCUUCUGUAACGGGGUUCCAGAGGACGCUGUGAGAGUAUGGAGAGAAACGUACCCCAAUGUGUCGAUCAAGAGGAGCUUUGUUUCAUCCUGAUCAAUGUAAGAAAGAGCAGAAGAAAAGGGCAUCAAAGGUAAAUGACAACUCAUUAUUGUAUCUUCGCUGUGCAAAUCCCCCUCCCCCCCCCCAUGUGGCUUGGUCCCAAUUUUAUAAAGCCAGACAGCACACAAACUUGCACAGCACAGGAAAAUAUUGUAUUAUAAUGAGUGUAAUUAGCUCUGAGUGAAAGUGGGUUAGUAUUUCCCAUUCAUAAAUACCUAAGACAGGUUAUCCAUUCUGAUUGGUCGAGAGGGUAUCACGAGGUGUUGUUUGAA